This is a messenger RNA of Prinia subflava (tawny-flanked prinia), 1405 nucleotides long. RefSeq names its product nucleoredoxin like 2 (gene NXNL2). Gene Ontology annotation, biological process: visual perception; photoreceptor cell maintenance; sensory perception of smell. The record is from RefSeq and is a predicted model, not a curated record. The coding region runs from base 518 to 988 and encodes 156 amino acids. Lineage: Eukaryota; Metazoa; Chordata; Aves; Passeriformes; Cisticolidae. The transcript has 2 exons.
UGUCAGCUGGAGGAAAAAAAAGUUAUUCAACCCAAACACAUGAUAAGUGCACUGGAAUAAAAUGAGAAUUCCUCUUAUCUACUAGGACAGAGAACAGACAGCCCCUUUUAUAUCCAGGAUUCAGAUCAUUCUCCAUUCUACGAAAAAAAAAUGUGCUAGACGUCUGAUUAUAAAAAGUUUACUGCCAAAACUGACGAAGCCUUGUGAUGAGACCUUCAGGGCAGAGGCGGUGAGCUCAAUGGCGAGCUGAGGGGUCGCGGCGCACGCGAUUACUGUUUUAAUUAAUCGGAAGUUCGACGUCUUCAGCAAGCCUUGAGCUGCACUUAGCUCCUCCGAAAGCCGCCUUGGAGCUCGGAGGGGCAGGGGGAAGGGGCCGCGUCUCCUCGGCUGCGCGGGGCGCGGGGCGGGCCCCGGCGGCGGGCGCUAUAAAGCGGCGGUGUGCCGGGGCGGGCGGGCAGGUUCCAGCGGGCGGAGGAGCGCUCGGGCUCGCUGCCGCAGCGGGUCCGGCCGUGCCGGCAUGGUGGAUGUGUUCAGCGGGCGGCUCCUGGUCAGCAAGGAUGGCCGCAGCGUGGACCCCGAGGAGGCCCUGCAGAACAAGGUCGUGGGCUUGUACUUCUCCGCCGGCUGGUGCUCGCCGUGCCGCGACUUCACUCCCGUCCUCUGCGACUUCUACACGGAGCUGCUGGAGGAGACCGAGCCCCCCGCCCCCUUCGAGGUGGUCUUCAUCUCCUCCGACCACAGCGCCGAGGAGAUGGUGGGCUACAUGCGCGCCAUGCACGGGGACUGGCUGGCGCUGCCCUUCCACGACCCCUACAAGCAUGAUCUGAAGAAGAAAUACAACAUAACAGCAAUUCCUAAACUGGUGAUUGUGAAACAAACUGGAGAAGUCAUUACUGACAAGGGAAGAAAGCAGAUCAGAGACAAAGGGCUAUCCUGUUUCCGGAACUGGCUGGAGGGUGCAGAUAUCUUUCAGAAUUUUUCUAGCUAAAAUGUUGACAAAUAAAAGCAAGAACAGGCAUUGUGGAAAACUUGGUAGAGCUCUGAAAAGACUCUUGCUUUGUUCAGAAUGAGAAGGGUAAGGCUUAUUUAUUUAUUUUUGCUCAUAAACAAAUCUUGGGUUUGACUUGAAGACCAGUUAUUUAAGUGUCAUAAAAUGCAAUUAUUGUUAUAUUUGUAUUGUUCUAUCUAUGGUAUUUAUUAUGAACCACAGCAUUCUAAAUAAUACUGAAGAACUUCAAAAGAAUAGUCUGUUUAGACAGUAGUAGUAGAAAUCUGUGAAAUCUAUGCAAACAAUUUGCAAAGUCAGCACAGUAAACGUGAAAAACCUAUUUAUUGAUGACUUUUUUCAGGUGAUUAGCACAUUUUAUUUAGAAAAUAAGAUGGUUUGAUUUAAUAAAUUACUGUU